This is a messenger RNA of Cutaneotrichosporon oleaginosum, 912 nucleotides long. RefSeq lists its product as uncharacterized. Lineage: Eukaryota; Fungi; Basidiomycota; Tremellomycetes; Trichosporonales; Trichosporonaceae. The record is from RefSeq and is a predicted model, not a curated record.
CCAUGGGCCAGGCCAUGCAGGCCACGCUCAUGCCGUGCGUGCAUGACCCAGCGACGCCUCGCUCGCCCAACGCUUCGGUGUGCUCCGGCCAUGUCUACCGGCCUGCAUCGAACAACCUGGAAAGCUGGAACGCGACAAGCGAUCGGAUAGCACCAGGGGUCGUGUGGCUCGUCAUGGCGGAGCACCACCAACACACAUGUCACCCACACACCGCCGGCCGCCUUGCAUCACGCCGCGCCUGUGCACGGUGUUGGCGCUGCUCGGCAGUGAGAUGCUGCACGCCCGAUUGGGCGCGCCUUGCACAGAUCGCGCUCCACCUCCACUUGCACAAUCGAACGCCCUUCGCUCUCCGACGCGGUGUAUCCGACGGCGUGCACAGACUGCUUUGGUAUCUGCUGGAACAAUUGCUGAUCCUCGCCAUGUCUUGUUGUUGAUCAGACAAGAAACUCGCGUGUGGUGUGGGCAAGGGUGUGGGGCGGUCUUGGCGACCCCGAGGGGCAAUGUGAUGGGGCCCACUACCCCCGGAGCUGGCUGGAGGUCUGGAUGCAUAAUCAAACAGCACCGGCGGGAGGGCGACGACAAGCAUUGCUUGUCCAAUCAAACGGUUGAUCAUCUCGGAUAUCAUCAUCAUUGUGGGGCAGAGGAGGUGCGGUAUUGGCUGACACUAUCCGACUUCUCAGCUCGCUAGUGGCCGAGACCAGGACAGGACAGGAACAGACCAUCGAUCGACAUGUCUCAGCGCUCUACAGCUUACCGAGCGCCGUCUUGACCUCAUCAGUGUCCUUGACGUCGUCCCAGCGAGGGCGCGCCAGAUCGUACCCCCUGGUUGUCAGCGCUGAGCAGUACCUACAUAGCACGUGGGGCCAGGCGCCCGCUCCAUAUGGCGGAGUAGGGCCGCUACAGCCGUGCUGC